Schistocerca serialis cubense is the source of this 741-nucleotide messenger RNA. RefSeq lists its product as uncharacterized. The coding region runs from base 126 to 662 and encodes 178 amino acids. The transcript has 5 exons. NCBI's taxonomy places the organism in Eukaryota, Metazoa, Arthropoda, Insecta, Orthoptera, Acrididae. The record is from RefSeq and is a predicted model, not a curated record.
CCAUCAUUGGCAAGUACAGCAGUGACCUGAGGAAGAGGCGCCAUCCAUUCAGUGUUUUGGACUGGCAAAGCAGUGUUAUUCCUGCAUCGUGGAGUGAGGAGUUAUCAGAGCCUGUGCUGGUUGAUAUGGUGGAGGCCUGCUCUACUCCACAUCAGGAGAGUAAGGACCACACGUCUGGUCAUUGCAAGUAUCAGGUCAUGAGAACAGCUGCCAAGCAACGCCACUUCAAGAGAGAGUGCCACACGCAGCAACAGUUUUUGCAUGAGAAGCGUACCAUUCUGUGCUUGGCUUCAGAUUUUCAUGGCUAUAUAAGAGGCAGAAUAGCAUCUCCUGUCAUGCAUUCCAAGAGGGAGAUCACAACAGACAACAUCAUGAACCACUUGGCAAUUCUUUCCUGUGUUGCUGUCUGCGUGUGUGUUGGGCUGGUUUCAGCUGCAAGAGUAGAACUUGUACCUGUGUAUGAUCAAGUCGUUGAUGAAUCAUCAUUUGUUCCUCAAGUUAUUCCCAGAAGUGCUUCAGAUUUAGAAACAGCUGCAAGUGGUCAUGGUCACUAUGGUCGAGUGCAGAUCAAGGUGUACAGAGGACCUACAACACAUGGGCACCAUGAACACUUUGCUCCUCAUGGAUUCUGGGUGAAACAACCAGCUGAUGACCAUCAUUAACUGUGUUGCUGCAGUACUUGUUGAUCGAAGCAAGUGUAAUAAUUUGUUAUCUGUUUUUACAAUAAAGAUGUUGAAAUAA